Toxoplasma gondii ME49 is the source of this 2858-nucleotide messenger RNA. RefSeq lists its product as hypothetical. Bases 1314 to 2030 code for a protein of 238 amino acids. NCBI's taxonomy places the organism in Eukaryota, Apicomplexa, Conoidasida, Eucoccidiorida, Sarcocystidae. The record is from RefSeq and is a predicted model, not a curated record. The transcript is spliced from 6 exons.
UACACAACUCGGUCGCAGAGGACUUCUACAUCCUUCACGAGAACUCACGAGAGCAUAUCGAGGAUAAAAGGAGCCCAUGGAAAUCACAAACACAAACCAAACUCUUCGACCACGUUCUCUGUCGUUAGCGAAAGACUGUCCGGUGAGUACGCGCGGCGUUCGUUCCCAGUCCACUUUUCGUGAAAUUUUACGGGCAGUUCCUUUCGGCAACACACAAAGAAACACUCUGCGUUCUUUGGAAACAGGACGAAAGAGAGAAACACGUUCUCUGUACACACCAGGCUCAAGGCCUUGGUCACCGGCGACGUCGAUGCAUUCUCAGCUAGUUGCGGAGACUUUUUGAGGCUCAACUUCUGGAUCUGGGAGAGGUGCUUGCCGUCUCGAAUCGACGAGGUUGACUUUUAAUCCUCUAGCGGCUGCAAAAAUCAACGUUUCUCAUGGCAAGGGCGUUAGCGCUGUGCCUGACCCUCCUUUUUUCCCUUCAGCUGCGUGGCUCCAGACAAUGCGCAGCUUUUGAAGAGAGCUUGGCGGCGACCACAAAGAGUUCCGGCUUACAUGCGAGUAAUGAGUCCCAGGACAGAAGCGCAUCGAGGCGCUGAAACGCACGUCGCUACCGCUUGUUGGACAUUGGGAUAGUCCCUCGAACCCACAUUUUCUGACCCUGUCGUAUUUAAUACGUUUUCCUUGUUUCAUCCCUAAGCAUGCAGAUCAGCACAAGGAGGUUGCUGCUCUGGGUUUGCUGGCGAAAAAGUUGACUUUGGUUUCUUCCCCGUGUGCCGUUGCACAAACUCCGUUUCCAGCUGGUCGCUCGGUCCCGACUUCGAUUCAUCCCGAGACGGUGUACAGAGCGAGGCUCCUGAUCUCAGCCAGUGAACAGCACACAGCACGGAUGCACGGAAAGGGCAGCGUGUUGUGCUGGUUCUUUAUCAUAACAGCAAGUUUCACGGGCUUUGAUAGCACAUCAGAACUUUAGAGAGCCGAGAAGAAGGCACAAGUAUCCUCUUCUUCGGUCUUUCGGUCCCGUCGUCUCCGUUGAAACCGAGACAAGAAGACUGGACUCGUAGGACGGCCUCGCCGAUAUUCUGUCGAUUCUAGUGACUUCCACGUCCCUCCUGCGUUUUCUCCCUCGCUGACUUUCUUGUUUGAUUGUCCCCCGUAGACGCUGUUUAGCCCUGUUUUUUUGGCGCGGUUAAAAGUUCUUGGGUUGCGGCCGUCCCGACAUAAGGCCGCCCGGCAUCUGUGCGUGACCUUGACAUGCCGAGGCUCCCAUUUAUUGCUUGCCUAACCGUUUUUCACAUUGUUUUUCGGUAAAAAUGAAGGUACUUUUCUUCCUUGGCCUCCUCGCUGGCGGCCUUCUCUGCUCAGCCGACACACCCUCUCUCGACUCAGAUCCUUCCGCGUCUCCCCUUCGUGCUGUCCUUCACCUGCGAGGCCCGUCUCCGGUGCCUGCGCAAGUCGAACCGCAUGAGGCAGACGGCAGCUACCUGGAGGCCACCACCGGCAACGAACAUGAGAACACCUUGUCGGACGAAAGCGAACAGGAGGAAGCCGACAUCGAGGAGGAGCGCGCUGCCGUCUCUGCUUUGCAGAUGACUCAGAAAGAAGCGCCGAACACUGGCGCGACCGGCGUGGCUGGACCUGAGCAAUGCUCUUGCGAAUUUGCGGGUAGCUGCCUGCCGAAGGGAUCCUGUCUUGGGAUCGCGUUCACCCUCGUUGCGGCCACCCUCUUCUUCGUCAUUUUCCUCGCCUGGCUUCUUCAGUGGAUCAUCGCCAUUCCUUCAGAGUGGAUUCUCGCAAAGCGUCUCUCAAAGCGUGACACAUCCACGAAGAACAGUCCCCGUGAGGAAGACGAUGGACGCCAAGCCUUGCUGCAGGAGAACGACUCUCUGGAUGGACGACAGGAUGAGGCGAAGGCCACUACUGAAGGGACUGCUAUUUCGCGAGAGGAAGAAGAGGAAAGAGAGAGAACAAUCAGGGUGGGUCCGUCGGGCCUCCCGCCUCCGUCUCCGAAAGAGAGCGGCAGGCUGUGAAAAGGAUGCGCGCGUCAAGCGAUGGGUGACAGUCUAGCGGACGAGAUGGAGGUGAUUUGUGAUAAAAAAGGAUUUGAAGAAUACAAAUCCGCGUAUGGAGCAGCGUGACGUUCCGCAGUGACACGUGGAGGUGCAAGACGUCCACAAAAGUGUACGUGGAACAUGUUGUUCACAUCUAAAUGAAGCAAGGAAAGCCAGACGGGUAUGGAGUUAUGGUGGAGGGGGGAAACGAACUGGGGGAAUUUGGUAUGCGAAGGGAGAAAGCAAGUGAGAAUAACGAAGUGUGUAGUCCCCCGUUUCUUCUCUAUCGGAAGAGAGAGGCUCCACAAAAAGCGAGUUCUGGUGGAGGUGCUGCUGAAUAGCGAAAUUGUUUCCAAUAGGGCAAGGGGUGAGGGAUAUGGAAACACGCUUUUCAGGAGACUUGCACUGCGCAGAAAGAUGAGAGGGAAAGCCUACGCAGUCAGAUCUCUGCAGUUUUCCUGCGCUUUGUUGCCCUUGCGGAUCUCGGACAGUGUCUUUCCCGACGGAGAUCCAUCCAGACACUGUUCACGUGUCCUACGCCAGUGCAGUUUUCGAGUGAAGCGUGACGUGUCUUUGUUUUGCGGGUUUGUUUUUCGGUGAAAGUUACGAGUCGUUUGCUUCACUUCCCGUUUCUCUGUUCACUGCUGUAACUGCCAUGGUCAGGCCGAUGCAGAGAAUGUCCUCAUGCAUCGAGACAAUUCUUCCCCUUGUUGUGUUACGGACACUCGAGCGUCGCGCUUUCUAGCCGUCGACACAGACAUAGAAACUGGCAACAAUGAACAGAGUUUCAGCCUUGUUCAAACAGAA